AUGAAUCAAAACUCUGGUUAGAAAUUUAAACUAUCUAAACUAACUAAUAUCAUGAUGGAAUGUGGAUAAAUAGAUUAUUAUUUAAGAAAACAUGAAAAUCGAAUAGGAAUAAUUCAUGAAGGAAGGGAUUACAUUUUUUUAGAGUACUUAGAAGAUAACGAACUUGAGUUUGAUACAUGCUUUGAACGCAUAUUAGAAGAAGAAGAAGAUGAAGGAGUAAAUCAAGAAGAAAUUUAAGAGGAAAAUGAUGAAGAAAAUGAAGAAGAUUCUAGUGUUGAGGAUAAUCAAUCAAUCAUUGCAUCUCUUAAAGAAUAAAAAUUAUUAUAUUGUUUUUGUGGUAAAGUUCUUUAUGGUUUUCUUUGUUAACAACUUGGUAAGAUUCUUCAAGUUGAUUUAAAAAAACAACAGGAGAAUACUUUCAAGAUUGAAAAUUAAUAUCUAUCAAAUAUGAGUCCUUAAAAGAAUACAGAUUUUUUAGUGCUUCUUUACGUUAACAGUGCAUUUGAAAUAAGAAACACUUAGACUUUAGAUGUUAUCAUCAAAUUAGAAUUGCCAUCCCUCCCAGUUAUUGAGGAUUUACUAAUUUAGAACUCUAUAAUAUUGUUACAAUUUUAUUCAAAGAUUCUAUCGUAUUGCUAAGUAAGACCUACCAAAAUUCAUUAAUUACACAUUUUGAAUGGAGAAUCAUGUAAAAUAUAUUCGAAACUUCUAAUAUUAAAAGAUAAAUAAAAUAGAUAUAAAUUUUAUUAUAAUCUCUCAAAGCCGAAAUUGCUUCGUUAAGUCAAUUUACUAUAUAAUAAUAAAUCAAAAUAUAAAUUUAUUCAAAAAAAAGAAUAGAUAUUUUUAAGAGAAAAAUUUUUAAAAUAUGCAAAGUUUUAUUAUUAUAAAUGGUGGGUUGGAAAUUUUCAACAGAGCAAUUUAAUUAAUAAAUAUUUUGAUGAAAGCAUUACAUCAAGAGAAGCGAAAGAGAAAAUAUAUAUAUUAGAAUAUAAAUCAAUAAGUUUAGAAAACGAAAAUGAGGAAAUUGGUUCAGAUUUUUUCUCUCCUUAUUAUCCUUUUUAAGAUAGAUAUGGGUGGGGUUGA
This is a messenger RNA of Paramecium octaurelia, 1083 nucleotides long. Lineage: Eukaryota; Ciliophora; Oligohymenophorea; Peniculida; Parameciidae. The record is from the annotation of a GenBank genome assembly.